CCGAUCAUACGAAUAGAAACAAACGAUAUACAACCGUUUAGCGUCGUGCAGACGUCACCCGUGUUAGCUUUUGAUUCGGGCCCCAAGUUUGAGGCGAAACCAUUGGAACUGGACUUAAGGAAUCUUCCAAGUGUUGACUCCCCUGAGCUGGACAGUUCUUUGCGAGACUUGCUCAUGGAAAACAUGAGAUCUUCUAGUACUGUUAACGAAGAUAACGAUGAUGCUGUCUCGGAAAUUUCAACCUGCAGUUCGGUCGUGACUCUGGAAACAGUUGAGGAAGGUGAAUCAGGGAACCUUCCGACAGUUCACCGGAAGACGUCGAGAACGUCUUCGUUUACUGCCGGUUCAAAGACGAGACCUUCCGAAGGAAGCACCAGUAGCUAUCAUUCUUCCAGUGAAGCUGAGGAAGAAGAUGGCAUAAAGACAGCAAUGAAAAAAUCCGCGAGGAAAAUUUCAGACCUGUUUACGUUUAAUGCGCCAAGUUUUAGUGGAAACGGAACAAAUGCAGAUGAAAUUGAGGAAGCGAGACCGCCAGCUGGAGAAAGGAGACGAAAGCUGAGCAUUACAAGAAGAAUUUCACCGUUAUCUUUGCAUGGAAUUUUUACUGGGAAUCAGUCCGGCGUAAGCAACAACAAACAAGACCCUACUGUAGAAAAAACCGAAAGCAGCAAAAAGACAAGGAAACUUUCAUUAACAAUGUUCAACAAACCUCCAUCUGAGAAGGAAAGGAAAAGAAGAAAUACUGACCCGCAACUACCUCCCAAUCAACAAAUCAACACAACCAUUGAAAACGAAGAAAAGAAAAACAAGGACAUAUCCUCGAUACGAAAAGAAUCUCAAACCAAACCCUUGCCAGAGCAGGCCUUGUUUAAAGAGGAAGAUGUUAAAAUUCAUGACCUUAUUAAACACGUUCUACGCGCCCACAUGCUCUCAAUAAAGGAAUACAAGCGAGAAACGUGUGAUCGCGUUUGUAAAAGCAUCUGCAGAAUCCUAAAAACUCUUGUGUCUUCCAUGAAAGCAGUGGAUAAUGUACCGCAAUGUAAAGUUGUGUGUCAAGCCUACAUUGGUUCAGUGAGAGAGCAAGGAUUGUUCGCAUCAGUUCAAACUCUGUGGGAAAAUGAAAAAGACAAUUUCGCUGUAGCGAGUUUUAGAAGUGAUUCUUUAUUUGGUUUUGCGUCGGUUAUGACGACAACGCUGUAUUGACUCCAUAGCUUGACCGGCACAGCCUCAGCUGUAAAAUGCAUCAAAUGAUAAUGGUGGUCAGAAUUUAACCCAGGGAACAUGUUAAGUGCUGAGUUUUCCCUUCACUCGCCAACUGAAACGCUCGUGCCGUGAGAGUGUUUAACAACAUUGUAGGCCAACUGAAUUUGUAGGUAGUACAAAGCAUUGAGGGUUAAUUAUUGCUCUAUUUAAAGAUACAUCGAUCUAUUUUUAGUCUCACUAUAGAACUCUAAAUGACACUUUUUCAUCAACGGAAUCUAUUUACAAAUGUUGUGUCAUUCGUGGUAAUGAUGGAAUAGACACCUUCUUGAAAAAGACAGGCCGAUGUUUUCAUUCUUUACAAUUAAGAGAUGAUAGCCAUCAGGAAGUACCCUAAUGAUUAAAAGUUCACCAAAAGUAUUGAAAUGUUUUGCAAACACAAAGUUAUAUGAACUGAAAUAUAGCCCAACCCAAUUGAACGCGAAGUAUCAGCGUUUCCUACAUUGAUGAUUCUUGACAAAAAGCGCGUUGUUUGCUUAACCCAGUGUUGCCAACAAAUAAAGGCACGACGAGAAACAAGCAAUUAACAACAAAUCACUACAAUUUAGUGAGAAACACAACUGGCCAGAGGCAAACCACUCCUGGUAAAUUCGGGACUCACCGAGAACAAAUCCAGGGCGGGGAUUGAACUCGCGGAGCCUCCGGAUUACAAGUCCAGCGCUCUCACCGCUCGGUCACGCUGCCGGUCUUCUGUGAACUCUUUGUCUCUUAUUCUCUCCUUAAAGGAUCACACAUUUCUGUGGUAAAAUAAACGCUGUUAAUUCUGGGAUAAGAAGUAAAAUAAUUGCAGGAGAUUCUUCAGUACAGCAACCAGGAAAAUCACCACGGCAAUGUCCAUUUUUAAAAGUGCUCCAUUUUGGUGUUAGCAUUUGUUUGUUUCAAAUUUUCUCCGGCCAUAGCACCAAUGUAGGAUUUCCCGGCUUUGGAAUAAGUUGUCUCCCAGGAAGUUCACUCUUUACCUCCCCCCCCCCCCCCCCUCCCCCGUUACCCCCCUUUCCAGAUGUGUAUGUAAGGCAUGUUUUAUUUUAUGUAAUUCCGCCUUCUUUUUGCGGAGAAUUGUAUGAUAUUAAAUUGAUUCGGACAAUAAGUUAAUGGUAGUCGGUAAGAAGAAAGCGUUUUUAAAAUGUCCUUUAAAUAGCUGGAUGCACUACUGAAUAUCACGAUAACUCAAAACAUGCCAGACAUCGUAGUGACGUGAAUAACAAAGAAACGCCGGCAGUUGACAAAAAUAUGUGUUUAUAUACACUGCUAAGGCAGUAAUGAUAAUAAUCUGACCAUUAUUUUAUCAACUUCACCGAAUACAUCACAGGAACUGUAUCUCUCAAACAGUCAAUUGACAGAACUCUUUAAUCAUUGAAGACCUAUUCAAUCUUUCUCUGGCGCGGAAAUUAAUACCGACUGUACUAUUCGGCCACAAACAUUAAUCGCACCGUUUCGAUUUUCUCAUCAAUAUGUCAGUUUGAUUCUUUAAUUAAUAUCAGUUAUAAUGAAUGACUGUCGUGUGAGUUGUAAUUUAAUUUACUUCCAUUGGCUGUUGUUCUACCCCUUAUCACGUACUAGGCCGUUAUUCAGUUUUUCCUAAAAUUCUUUUGAUUAGUGCUGUUUGUGAUAGGCCUGUAUUUCGCGAAGACCCUCGGAGAUUGCUCAGGUGUCCGCUCGCUAGAGAACGUGAUAUGAGGACUCAAACACUGCAUUGAAAAGAUCGGGAACGGGGGAAACAUUUGGAAUACCCCAAGAGAGUAUGACGAUAUACGUUUUCAUUAAUUUCUUUACUUGAGUGGACCAAUUAAUCAAACUACUUUUUAAGAGGUCAAAUGAGGAAAACAACUGAGCUCUGUACAAGCAAACCGAUUGAAAGAAAUGCCAAAACAGGUCUUGCUGAUUUUCUUGUAAUUAUUUAUACGAUAAACUAACCAACGAAGGAUCCAAGCUGUUAAGCCACAGUAUUAAGGCUGCUUCGUAACACUGUAGUUCCCAGUUUCUUUCCUCCCUGAAUAUUCGACAAUGUUAAAAUAAAACAAUAAAACAUGCAGGUUUGUAACGAUAGAAAUUACCAUCUAAUGCAUUCACUUUUUUAGGUGUCGUCGUCAGCUCAUAAUGGAGGUGUUCGCUUUAUGUAGAAGGAUUCAGUUACAGUAAAUAAGGGAAAUUAAUUUGAGAGCUUUAGCUACAGUGUCCGCCGCUCACAUGUAAUACGGUGUCCUUCACUCUAGCUACCUGUUAUCAGUAUUUGCUAUAAAAUCACCAGGAGCAUUUUUUAAUAUACAGAGCAACCAUCUUUCGUGCAACCAAAAGUCAUGUAACGUUUCAAAACUUCCUUUUCAUGUUCAUGCUGGCAUCAAGAUUUUUUUUGUCUUUCUGUAACCGUUGAAGUCUUACGUCUUAUUCAACUGCAAAUCCAAGCAAGUGGCAAGGAAAGAUUUAAAAUCAAGUUCAAGAACGUCAGCUCCUGACUAGAGCCACAUAGUUAAGGGACAGUAUCACGAGAAGUCUCCAAUGGUUUUUAGUGAAUUACGCUCGAGUUUUAAAAGCAUGUUCACCGAUGCAAAGAAUUGUUCUUAAACUACGAGAGAAAGAUUUUGAUUCAUUCUUCAAGGCGGGAUUAGAGGAAGCAGACCUGACUAACAAUGGUCUCCAUAAGAGGGCCUUUUCCGAAAACAUACAACCAGUAAAAAAAGUUGGUUUAAGUUUUGGCAUUAAAUCCACUCUCUGCCUAUCCUUAGAUCCUCUGAAACAUCUUGAAUGUAGUUAUUGACAAUUUUCAACAAUACUGCCAUUAGAGGAACAACCAUUGAUUCAAGGAUACUGCCGCAAGGAAUCUCCGCUUUUCUGUUCAAUCAAGCCUACUUAUUUCUGUGUAGACCCCCCGGCAAGAUUCUAAAAUGCUUCAGUUCAUCUGAAACAUUUUUUAAUUAUUUCAGGGUUUGGCAAAAAAAAGAAAUGACGGUAAACUUGUUUAUAGUAGCCACAGAGAAACACUGUAACCCGCAAAGUAGAGUGGUAACUAAGACAACUAAGUGGUACAUGCCUGUACUAAAGCAUACGCGCUUCAGAGUCUCUGCCCCGGUUGUUCAAACGCUAGAUAGAUGGCGCUAUCCACCAAAGAUAAUAACCAUCCAGGGGAUAAGUGUUAGUCAGUAUCCAGCGGACAGUAGUGCUUGGCACCUUUUGGGGUCAGCUGUCCAGUCAAUUUCUAACCGUACUCAGGCAAUGGGCUCCUGCCUCACUUCAUUUCUUGAGCCGGUUGAUCUUAUUGUGAUGUUCUGUGAUAACUCGUUUACGUGCAGAUACAUAGACUACGAGUAGUCCCCCAUUUUUCCUCAGGGAUAGUAGAGCGAGCGAAACGCGAGCGCGCGUGAAAAUCACCCCACGCGAGAAAUGGCGACACGCGGAAAAAUCGGAUCGGCUCCUGUACUCGUAGUCCUCGCAGUCUAGCAGGACAUAUCACAUAUCAAUCCUUGCGGAGUCAGUAAGAAGAAGUUUCUCCAUAGUAUUUCCUCGCUUAUAAAAUGACAUUGGGUGUAUUCUGUGUAUGGUUCAAUAUCAUUCAGGUGGGCGAUCAUGUUGAUCAUUUUUCAAUUUGGUUUCUCACUUUCUCGGCAGUCAAGCUGUGAGUUGGAAGAGCUUAUCAACCACAUCCUGUCUUAGCCACACCUUAAUGCGGCUUUCACUUUUUGUCGAUUUGCUGGGUUUGUAUAGAUAUCAGUUGAAUAAAACUCCUUCUUAUUUAUUAAUAGUGAUUAACGUGAGUCUUUGUUUUUAAUUAACAAUUCGUUCUCUGUCGCAUACUAUCACUGGAUUUAGUUCCUUGCCCGCAUAAACGAAGCGUUUAAAACCUUUUGUGUUGACAAAUUAUCAUGUGAAUACAAACAUGAAUCACUGCAUGUAUUUAUUUCUAGUGAAAAGAAAUCGUGACAGUAGUGUUCAGCUGUUAUUUCUUGCCUUCAAUCGAACCGUGAGGAAGUAUGCAUUUAGAUCUAUAAAUAUCAAGCACGCAAAGUAGCAUUGCGGCUAUUUUCGUUCGAUUGCGAGACAGCCCUACGAGGGUGCUGGAAUUACCUCGAUUAGAUCUCGAGAAAAUACCGGUAGUUCGACCAAAUAUUUUGCGUCUUAAGUAAGUUAAGAAAACAAUUGAGAUUGUUCAGUAAGAAAUUCAAUUCACAGCUGGAAUCCAGAAUGUUACGAAAACCUUUCUAGUCACAGUUCUGUAACAGCGCACUCUUGUGUAACUUGUGAAGGCGUGCAGGCAGAACAUGUUUUCAGGAUUUGUAUAUUUUCAGGUUUGUAACUUUUACCCAUUUGUAACUGAUUAACAGCCUCCGUGAGUCUCUUACCCAAGGACCGUUGCGUGUUUAUUUGAGGGAUUGUCGGUCGUUGACCCGUACUUUGUUGCCGGAAGCGUCUUAAGAAGAUUUCAGCAGCGAUAAAUCGCUGUAAAUUAAGACCUUAUCAUUCAGAGUGCCGGCGGUAAGUCAUGAUAUAUACAGCACCUAAUCACAAGACUUUGAACAUAUCUGUAUGUGCUGUCGUCUGUUAAUUAUCUCUAGAAGAGUAGAAAAGGCUGACAUCAUGCGUAUUUUCUCAUUACAGAUUCAACACCGUGUAUGCUAAACAUGGAUGAUACAAACGGCUCAUGGAUUCCGCGCGAGCGACAAAAUUCAAACCCAUUUCGUUUCACCUCUGGUCACGAAGAGGUGCCGAGGAACCACGAGACAGAGAAAAACUGCAACAGUGCUCCAUUCAAAGUGCCUGAAAAAGAAGCAAAACCAGCUCCAUCUCCCAGACCUGCUAGAAGAUCGAGGAAGCUUUCUUUAUUUUCGUUUCACUUCAACUCCAAAGAAAAGGAAGAUAAAGGGAAAACUCGGCGUGCGUCGCAACCCUCCUACAAUUACGGAACGACUCCCUCGCCUACAACUCUCUCAGCACCGAUAGAACUUUGGUCGCGCGAAAAUACUGUGAGUACUGGUUCGCUGAACAGUUUCAGUAGUCUAGAUAGUUCACCCACAAAUUCUAGGAAAUGUUCUUCAGUAACUUGCCUUGUCGACAGAGAGAACUUGGUCAUCCAUGACAUCAUUCAAGAGACACUCAAACUACAGUUUGAGAACGUUAUAGAAUAUAAGCGGGAGAUUUGCGAUCGCUUGGCGAAAAAUGUUUGUCAGCUAGUGAAACGACGUGUGGAGGUGAUGAAAGAGGCCACGAAACUACCCUGCAAAAUUGUGUCUGUGGUGUAUGUUGGGGCUAUCAGAGACUACGGGAUCGAGGUUUUAAGUCAAGCUUUAUUAGACUCAGAUAAAGACAAUUUUACGGUUGCAAGCUACAGGAAUGGAAAAGUGUUUGCUGUUGGCGGGAUUAUGGUGAUUCCGUUGGACAAUUAG
Messenger RNA from Porites lobata, 6635 nucleotides. The record is from the annotation of a GenBank genome assembly. NCBI's taxonomy places the organism in Eukaryota, Metazoa, Cnidaria, Anthozoa, Scleractinia, Poritidae.